AUGACCCCGGUGGCCGACGACAGAACAACCUACUGCGCCUGCUGCGUCUGUGUCUGUCGCUACAGCAGAACGACCUACUGCACCUGCUGCGAUCGACCUACUGCGCCUGCUGCGUCUGUGUCUGUCGCUACAGCAGAACGACCUACUGCACCUGCUGCGAACGACCUACUGCGCCUGUUGCGUCUGUGUCUGUCGCUACAGCAGAACGACCUACUGCGCCUGCUGCGUCUGUGUCUAUCGCUACAGCAGAACGACCUACUGCGCCUGCUGCGUCUGUGUCUAUCGCUACAGCAGAACGACCUACUGCGCCUGCUGCGUCUGUGUCUAUCGCUACAGCAGAACGACCUGCUGCGUCUGUAUCUAUCGCUACAGCAGAACGACCUACUGCGCCUGCUGCGUCUGUGUCUAUCGCUACAGCAGAACGACCUACUGCGCCUGCUGCGUCUGUAUCUAUCGCUACAGCAGAACGACAUACUGCGCCUGCUGCGUCUGUAUCUAUCGCUACAGCAGAACGAUCUACUGCGCCUGCUGCGUCUGUAUCUAUCGCUACAGCAGAACAACCUACUGCACCUGCUGCGAUCGACCUACUGCGCCUGCUGCGUCUGUCAGAACGACCUACUGCGCCUGCUGCGUCUGUGUCUAUUGCUACAGCAGAACGACCUACUGCGCCUGCUGCGUCUGUGUCUAUCGCUACAGCAGAACGACCUGCUGCGUCUGUAUCUAUCACUACAGCAGAACGACCUGCUGCGUCUGUAUCUAUCGCUACAGCAGAACGACAUACUGCGCCUGCUGCGUCUGUAUCUAUCGCUACAGCAGAACAACCUACUGCACCUGCUGCGUCUGUAUCUAUCGCUACAGCAGAACGACCUACUGCGCCUGCUGCGUCUGUAUCUAUCGCUACAGCAGAACGACCUACUGCGCCUGCUGCGUCUGUGUUUAUCGCUACAGCAGAACGACCUGCUGCGCCUGCUGCGUCUGUAUCUAUUGCUAGAGCAGAACGAUCUACUGCGCCUGCUGCGUCUGUAUCUAUCGCUACAGCAGAACAACCUACUGCGCCUGCUGCGUCUGUAUCUAUCGCUACAGCAGAAGCACCUGCUGCGUCUGUAUCUAUCGCUAGAGCAGAACAACCUACUGCGCCUGCUGCGUCUGUGUCUAUCGCUAGAGCAGAACAACCUACUGCGCCUGCUGCGUCUGUGUCUAUUGCUACAGCAGAACGACCUACUGCGCCUGCUGCGUCUGUGUCUAUUGCUACAGCAGAACGACCUACUGCGCCUGCUGCGUCUGUAUCUAUCGCUACAGCAGAACAACCUACUGCGCCUGCUGCGUCUGUAUCUAUCGCUACAGCAGAAGCGCCUGCUGCGUCUGUGUCUAUUGCUACAGCAGAACGACCUACUGAGCCUGCUGCGUCUGUAUCUAUCGCUACAGCAGAACGACCUGCUGCGUCUGUAUCUAUCGCUACAGCAGAACAACCUACUGCGCCUGCUGCGUCUGUGUCUAUCGCUACAGCAGAACGACCUACUGCGCCUGCUGCGUCUGUAUCUAUCGCUACAGCAGAACAACCUACUGCGCCUGCUGCGUCUGUGUCUAUCGCUACAGCAGAACGACCUGCUGCGCCUGCUGCGUCUGUAUCUAUCGCUACAGCAGAACGACCUGCUGCGUCUGUAUCUAUCGCUACAGCAGAACGACCUGCUGCGUCUGUAUCUAUCGCUACAGCAGAAGAACCUACUGCGCCUGCUGCGUCUGUGUCUAUCGCUACAGCAGAACGACCUGCUGCGUCUGUGUCUAUCGCUACAGCAGAACAACCUACUGCGCCUGCUGCGUCUGUGUCUAUCGCUACAGCAGAACAACCUACUGCGCCUGCUGCGUCUGUAUCUAUCGCUACAGCAGAACGACCUGCUGCGUCUGUAUCUAUCGCUACAGCAGAACAACCUACUGCGCCUGCUGCGUCUGUGUCUAUCGCUACAGCAGAACGACCUACUGCGCCUGCUGCGUCUGUGUCUAUCGCUACAGCAGAACAACCUACUGCGCCUGCUGCGUCUGUGUCUAUCGCUACAGCAGAACGACCUACUGCGCCUGCUGCGUCUGUAUCUAUCGCUACAGCAGAACGAUCUGCUGCGGCUGUGUCUAUCGCUACAGCAGAAUGACCUGCUGCGUCUGUAUCUAUCGCUACAGCAGAACGACUUGCUGCGCCUGCUGCGUCUGUAUCUAUCGCUACAGCAGAACGACCUGCUGCGCCUGCUGCGUCUGUAUCUAUCACUACAGCAGAACAACCUACUGCGCCUGCUGCGUCUGUAUCUAUCGCUACAGCAGAACGAUCUGCUGCGUCUGUGUCUAUCGCUACAGCAGAAUGACCUGCUGCGUCUGUAUCUAUCGCUACAGCAGAACGACCUACUGCGUCUGUAUCUAUCGCUACAGCAGAACGACCUGCUGCGCCUGCUGCGUCUGUGUCUAUCGCUACAGCAGAACGACCUACUGCGCCUGCUGCGUCUGUAUCUAUCGCUACAGCAGAACGACCUGCUGCGCCUGCUGCGUCUGUAUCUAUCACUACAGCAGAACAACCUACUGCGUCUGUAUCUAUCGCUACAGCAGAACGACCUGUUGCGCCUGCUGCGUCUGUAUCUAUCGCUACAGCAGAACGACCUACUGCGUCUGUAUCUAUCGCUACAGCAGAACGACCUACUGCGUCUGUAUCUAUCGCUACAGCAGAACGACCUACUGCGUCUGUAUCUAUCGCUACAGCAGAACGACCUGCUGCGCCUGCUGCGUCUGUAUCUAUCGCUACAGCAGAACGACCUACUGCGUCUGUAUCUAUCGCUACAGCAGAACGACCUACUGCGUCUGUAUCUAUCGCUACAGCAGAACGACAUACUGCGCCUGCUGCGUCUGUAUCUAUCGCUACAGCAGAACGACCUACUGCGCCUGCUGCGUCUGUAUCUAUCGCUACAGCAGAACGACAUACUGCGCCUGCUGCGUCUGUAUCUAUCGCUACAGCAGAACGACCUGCUGCGCCUGCUGCGUCUGUAUCUAUCGCUACAGCAGAACGACCUACUGCGCCUGCUGCGUCUGUAUCUAUCGCUACAGCAGAACGACCUGCUGCGUCUGUAUCUAUCACUACAGCAGAACGACCUACUGCGUCUGUAUCUAUCGCUACAGCAGAACGACCUACUGCGUCUGUAUCUAUCGCUACAGCAGAACGACCUGCUGCGCCUGCUGCGUCUGUAUCUAUCGCUACAGCAGAACGACCUACUGCGCCUGCUGCGUCUGUAUCUAUCGCUACAGCAGAACGACCUACUGCGUCUGUAUCUAUCGCUACAGCAGAACGACCUACUGCGUCUGUAUCUAUCGCUACAGCAGAACGACCUACUGCGUCUGUAUCUAUCGCUACAGCAGAACGACCUGCUGCGCCUGUAUCUAUCGCUACAGCAGAACGACCUACUGCGUCUGUAUCUAUCGCUACAGCAGAACGACCUACUGCGUCUGUAUCUAUCGCUACAGCAGAACGACCUACUGCGUCUGUAUCUAUCGCUACAGCAGAACGACCUGCUGCGCCUGCUGCGUCUGUAUCUAUCGCUACAGCAGAACGACCUACUGCGUCUGUAUCUAUCGCUACAGCAGAACGACCUACUGCGUCUGUAUCUAUCGCUACAGCAGAACGACCUACUGCGUCUGUAUCUAUCGCUACAGCAGAACGACCUACUGCGCCUGCUGCGUCUGUAUCUAUCGCUACAGCAGAACGACAUACUGCGCCUGCUGCGUCUGUAUCUAUCGCUACAGCAGAACGACCUGCUGCGCCUGCUGCGUCUGUAUCUAUCGCUACAGCAGAACGACCUGCUGCGCCUGCUGCGUCUGUAUCUAUCGCUACAGCAGAACGACAUACUGCGCCUGCUGCGUCUGUAUCUAUCGCUACAGCAGAACGACCUGCUGCGCCUGCUGCGUCUGUAUCUAUCGCUACAGCAGAACGACCUGCUGCGCCUGCUGCGUCUGUAUCUAUCGCUACAGCAGAACGACCUGCUGCGCCUGCUGCGUCUGUAUCUAUCGCUACAGCAGAACGACCUGCUCCAUCGUGGAGUUUCCUCUCAGCGACGGGUUUCUUCGAUCGAUAAAAACAUGCAGAAGGUUCCCUAA
Molecule: messenger RNA, 4125 nt
Organism: Knipowitschia caucasica
Lineage: Eukaryota; Metazoa; Chordata; Actinopteri; Gobiiformes; Gobiidae
Source: the annotation of a GenBank genome assembly